UGACAGACAAAAUGGCUGGGGAUAAAGCUAGCUGCCUGGCUAAUGUAAACAUCCACUAAUAGUACACUGGAGCAGGAGCGACGAUAACGUUACUCGAUAGCUUUGGCACUGCGAAUAAGACUGUUUCGGUCUUCUGGUCCCCCCCCAGCAGUCCUCCUGACUUUGGUGAAAAAUGAUGAGCCAGCGGCGUGGGAUCCAUCUGGACCAAUCAGAGCUGCUUUGCAAGAAAGGAUGUGGUUUUUAUGGAAACACUGCUUGGCAGGGCCUGUGCUCGAAGUGCUGGCGAGAGGAAAAUCAGCGAGAAAAGCAAAAACAGAUUCAAGAAGACUGGGCACUUGCUGAGAGGCUACAGAGAGAGGAAGAGGAAGCAUAUGCAAGCAGACAUCAGAAGGCCCAAUCACAGCCUACCAUCACACCCUUCAGCAAGUUUGAAGAAAGAAAAACUAAGGAAAAGUCCAGCAAAGUUAACACAGUCACUAAGUUUUUUAUUCCUUCCACAAAAACACCACCAAAAAAAGAUGGUGCUCCUUUUGAUACACAGUCCAGCCCAAGCCCAAGCUCCUCCUCAAGCCGGCAGUCCUGCGUGGACAGCGACCAUGCAACGCGAGAGUUCAUUGAUUUUCUCAAGCCUCUGAAGUCUGGCAGGGAGAUCUUCAAACAGUGCCGGGCUUUCACUGAAAGCAUGGUCUAUAAGCGAGACAUGGGUGCUGAUGAGCUGUCAGAGUGUGUGCAAGACUUCUACCAGAACCUCUCAGAACGCCUCCAGACCCAGUUCAAAGGUUCGUCAGAUCAUGUAGAAAGCGUUAUGGAUGAAGUAGAGAAGUACAUGAUGACUCGUCUCUACAAGGAAGUCUUCUGUCCUGAGACCACAGAUGAUGAGAAGAAAGACCUGGCCAUUCAGAAGAGAAUCAGAGCCUUGCACUGGGUCACCAUAGAGAUGCUAUGUGUUCCUGUAGAUGAGGAGAUCCCCGAGGUUUCUGACAGUGUAGUCAAAGCCAUCACAGAUGUGAUUGAAAUGGAUUCGAAGCGUGUGCCGAAGGACAAGCUGGCAUGUAUCACUCGUUGCAGCAAGCACAUCUUCAACGCAAUCAAAGUCAGCAAGAAAGAAGCUGCGUCAGCAGAUGACUUCCUUCCCACGCUCAUCUACAUUGUGUUGAAAGCAAACCCCCCGCGACUGCAAUCCAACAUCCAGUACAUCACCCGCUUCUGUAACCCCAGCAGACUCAUGACUGGAGAGGAUGGUUACUACUUCACUAAUUUGUGCUGUGCAGUGGCCUUCAUUGAGAAGUUGGACGGUCAGUCUCUGAACCUGAGCUCUGAGGAGUUUGAGCUCUACAUGUCGGGCCAGGCGUCCCCCCACUGGCCACAGGCCAGUGGAGCUUCCUCCUGCUCCCCAGGCAGCGCAGCUCUCAGUCAGGUCCACAAAAGGCUGGACAUGCUCACAGGGCUCGGGGAAAGACAGGAGCGCGUAAUGGAGAAGGCUCGUCAACUGGAGAGCGACCUCAUCGACUGGACAGACGAAGUGGAACAGAAGGUGCAGAGCGUCCUGGAGAGCUUUCCGCCAGAGACACAAAACCCUACCGCAACCACAGCUAGUGGGACAUCUGCAGCACCAUCAGCAAUAGACUCUGAUAAUGUUGAGAAUGAGCUAUUGCCCCCACCACUGCAACCGCAAGUGUUUGCUGGUUGAUAUGAAAAGCUCUGCUCUGAAAAAAAUCUAGAGGCUUUACUCCACCCUCCCCCUUUUCCUUGCUGUUAAACUUGGCUGUUUGUAUGCACAUACAGCAGCUGUCUGAUAUGGAUCCCAUUUCCACUCCAGCCAUCUCAAUUCCAUCCAUUAUCCUAGAGGCUCUGACAAUAAACUGAAAAGUAAUGGAAAAAUUGAUUUAAAAGAAUAGUUUGGCAUUUUGGGAAGUGCCCGUAGCUUUAAAGUUAGAGUUAAAGUUAGAGUUAAAGGAGAUGAUUAAUGCAACUCAUAUCUGUACAGUAGAAAGUCACAAAAUCCACCUAUCCACCUUGUGAAGCUCAACAGUCAACACAUUAUAUCUUGUUUGUUUAGUUUGUAACACAACACAAAAGUGUAAAAACAACAAGCUACUUCUCUUUGUACAGAUUUGUGAGCUUUAUAAGAGCUAGUAGGUGAAUUUUGUUGCCUGUGGACAGGGUUACCUGUAGAUUCAUUAUGCUAAGCUAAGCUAACCAUCUCCUGGCCCCAGUUUCAUUUUUACCAGACAGAAAUGAGAGAGGCAUCAAUCUUCUCAUGGAACUCUUGGCAAGCAUUUUUCAAAAUGGCAAACUAUUCCUUUAACAUCAGGGAACGUGAGGCAGAGGAUAAGUACACUCCAAGUCUUUUGUCCUGGAUCCGUGGCGAAGCCCUGAUGUUCUGCAUCUAUUACAGUUUCAGUUCAGUUUCAGGAUAAGCAGACUUGUACUGGCACCCUUGACCCAACCAUGUGCUUUGGUGUUCCCAGGCUAUUAAUCCCCCUCCAGUGUGUUCUGACUGUUGCUUCCUCUAAGUGGGGUCUUCUGGAAAACCCUUCACAGAGUGUUGUCCAGGAGGCAUCCUGAUCAGAUGCCCAGACCACUUCAUUUGGCUGCUUUUAAUUCAAAGUAGCCGACUGACUCCACUCCAAGCUUGUUGCAAAUAUCUAAGUCGGCCACCCUCAAUGGCAUUUCCAGUACCUCAGUACUUCUUCAUCCUUGUUAUUGUUGUUACAUUUGUGCAAACAGGAUAAAUGGUUGGGUGUGAUUUUUAAACAUGUUUCUGUCAUUAUUCACAACUUGUUAAGUGGAGGCUCAAAUUGACUUAGAGAACCCUGCUGCCCAAGUGGCAUUUAAUAAUAUAACAGUACAUUUCAGUAAAAUAUGUUUUUGGGAAAUGAAAUGAAAAAGUCUUAAUGAUGCAAACCUUAACUUCCCCUUACUAAAAUAUCCCUCCAGCCCAUGCUCAUGAUUCCUGCUGUAUUUACUGUGUAUGUUACUAGCCUCUGGAGAAGUUUCCAGAGAGAAAGACUAUUCACGUGUGUGGCAGUUGUGCAUGUGGGAAAGUGUGGGUGAGUGUGUGUUGCAUGGACAUGUUCCGUUAAUGUCGAUAAAUCAUAAAAUCCUCCCGCUGUGUGUGUGGAUAUUGUAGUCUCGUUUUCAUGCCAGACCUCUCACUCCAGCCAUAAGCUGGAUGUACAGUGAUUUUAUUUUUCUAUAGAAUGGCAGGUAUCAAUUCUUCUGGAUGCAAUAGGAGACAUUAAUCCUGUAAUAUUUACAGUAGUAAUCUUGUUAAAGAAAAUUGUUUGAAGACAUGUUACAUGAAUUCUAUUGGUUGAAUAGUAAAAUGUUCAUCUUUUCAUUUAUCUUCUCAAGAGGGUGUCAUAAGCAUAUUCCAUCAAAAAAUAAAAAUCAGUUUUAGGCGAAUUAUAUUAUUGUUUUGCUCUGUAAGAGCUGUAGGAUGAACUAGGUAACACGGUGGCAAGGCUUCUGUUUCAUUUUGAAGCUCUUAAUUCAGAAGAACAUUGAAUGAAGGAAGUAAUUGCUAUAUUCAGUUGAAAGGAUGAAGGAUUAUUGGUGAAAACUGUGUUGGGGGCUUUUACCACACAGAUGUUUUUCAACCAAGUCUUUGUAUUUGGCAGUUGUAUGUUUGGAUAAUGUUAAAGGGACAUUUUUUCCCUUUGCCCAUUAGCUAAUAUUUCCUUAUGCUGCUAGAGCUGAAUCUUUUGUAGUUCAUAUUUUUGCAAUAGUGUAGUCAGUGUGCCGUUGCUUUCCAAUUAUAGUUUGAGAAAAAGCUUUUAAUGCAAACAACAGCUUGAAUAACUUCAUUGCACUGUAUGCAGAAGCCAUUUAUCAGGUAUUUUAAAGUUUGAAGCAUCAUGUUUGUAACCUUAUAGGUUUGUCAUUGUAUUACAUGGGAGAAAGUAACUUAAUACUGUCUUUUAUUUAAAUGUAACUUAUUGGGGCAGUAUUAGUAUAUUUGCAUCUAUGGGUGUGUGAUGAUAAUGAAUAAAAAUUGAAAAUGCA
Molecule: messenger RNA, 4008 nt
Organism: Seriola dumerili (greater amberjack)
Lineage: Eukaryota; Metazoa; Chordata; Actinopteri; Carangiformes; Carangidae
Gene: rabgef1l
Product: rab5 GDP/GTP exchange factor-like
Exons: 9
Coding region: 173-1690 (505 amino acids)
Biological process (GO): vesicle-mediated transport
Cellular component (GO): endocytic vesicle; cytosol
Molecular function (GO): small GTPase binding; guanyl-nucleotide exchange factor activity; zinc ion binding
Source: RefSeq, a predicted model, not a curated record